Molecule: messenger RNA, 6816 nt
Organism: Sycon ciliatum
Lineage: Eukaryota; Metazoa; Porifera; Calcarea; Leucosolenida; Sycettidae
Product: protein eyes shut homolog
Exons: 36
Coding region: 212-6232 (2006 amino acids)
Biological process (GO): establishment or maintenance of epithelial cell apical/basal polarity; heterophilic cell-cell adhesion
Cellular component (GO): plasma membrane; protein-containing complex
Molecular function (GO): calcium ion binding
Source: RefSeq, a predicted model, not a curated record
GACUUGCCACUUCUGCACGUAGUUCCAGUUUCAGACCCUCGUGGAGAUCGAGAGAAGACCGAGUUAGAGGAGAAGUGCUCCACACUUCACUCUCAAAUCCCAACAUUUGUUGGGCGGAGAACGUUGGAACUUGGCACAUUUGGGAAACGUUUUGUUUCACGAACUCCUGUGGUGGAAAGCUGGCGAAGAAGACACCACCAUCGCAAACAACAUGGCAGGUGCGCUUCAAGAAGCGCUUGCCGGCCUUCUCUUCGUCCUGACGCUAACCUUUAGCGGGUGUCAAGCGAACGGCGCCUUGGUAUCCUGCGCUGAUCCUGAGGCGGCUGCUAACACGACAUGUCCGACCGGCUACAACUGCACGCUACCUGACUCGAUACUGAUUACGUUCGGCAUUCAGGGCCGCUGUGCUUCCCUGGACCUUUGCGGCACUGUGGCGCAGCUCACUCCCUUAGAGGUGGAAAUCGGAACAAUGGUUGAAGUAGUUGGCGAUGCAUCUAUCAGCUUCCAGACUGGCGGUAUGCUGGAUAUCUUCCUGGUUUCCAGUGCAGAGGCCUGGCUAAGCUGUAAUGUAACCGGGGCACAGUUCAUUGUGGAUCAAGACCUGCUUGCUCCAUCCGUGCGCAUCGAUCAGUACCUGUCGGCCGGCCCCAACUACCUGGUCGCCUCCGCCAACCGCAACACGCUGCAGUCGGAGUGCCGCUUUGGCCAGCGCAUCAACGUCACGCUGACCACGCGCUGCAGGACCAGCGCUGGGGGACCGGUGUGCUCGGGGAGGGCACCGUGCGUUGUCGGCGCAGGCUCUGUCAACUGCGAGUGCCCCGUGGGUUACACGGGUGAACAGUGCGAGGAAAUCAACGAAUGCUACGCGGAUAUUCUCGGCCAGUCGCCGUGCCUGAACUCUGGACAGUGCCAGGACGGCAACUGCUCCUUCACGUGCGAUUGUCCGCCAACUUACACUGGACCAAUCUGCGAGACGGCAAUCGAUCCAUGUUUAGGUUUCACAGCCUGUCAGAACGGAGGAACGUGUUAUGUCGGAGUGAACGGCCCGGCCUGCCAGUGCCCUCUCGAUUUCACAGGCCAAUACUGCGAGACUCGGCUGCUCACGUGCCGCACAGUGCGUUACUUUGGCAACACGACGUGCCCGCCCGAUCGCACAUGCCCGACCGGAGUGGUCAGCACCACGUGGGGAUUGGAGAAUGUCUGUCAGGACAUACAACUCUGUCCCAACAGUCCUGAACAGAACCCAGUCGUCCUUCGCUACGAAGCCAACGUGGUCCUGCUUGUGUCGCAGAACAAUGCCUCGGCCAUCACCAACCAAGACAUUCAUCUAUUUGAGGUCAACGCAGAGGGCUAUGCCAACUGCGACAUCACCGGAGGGCGUCCGAUCACACCCCAGCCAACACAGGUGUACCCGGUCGUAGUGGAGGGCCUGACUCCCGGUCUGCACUACCUGAUAUCGGUGCGGGACCCUAACCUGCCGCAGCUGGAGUGCGAGAGAGGAUGGCGACAGCGUGUGAACGUGUCCGGCCAGUGCAUGGCUCCUGACGGCAGGGUAUGCGCUAACUACGGUGCCUGCGCCGUGGCCAGUUCUCAGUUGGACCUGGAGUGUGUGUGUCCGGCCGGCAUCAACGGCGAAUUCUGCACGGGCGCGGACGAGUGCUACCUCGGCGGAAACGAUCACUGCAUGAACGGCGCGACGUGCGUCGACGGCAACUGCACGUUCUACUGCAGCUGUGCCGGAGGAUUCAGCGGGCCAUACUGCACACAGGAAGUGCAGGCCUGCGCCAACGUCACCUGCGCUAACGGGGUGUGCGAAGAGCGGCCAGGCGGCACAUUCAGUUGUGUGUGCGAAACCGGCUACACGGGGCAGUACUGCGAGAACAUCAUCAACUUCUGCGCAAGCUCGCCGUGCGCCCCCGGCAGCACAUGCGUGGACACACCGUUUGGGCAUGUGUGCCAGUGCCAGACAGACUACACAGGACCAGUGUGUGACCAGCGUAUUCAGGACUGUGACGGUGUGAUCUGUGCAAAUGGUGGAACAGCAGUCGAUGGCAUUGGUGUCUGCGUCUGCCAAUGUCGCAUUGGUUACACGGGGAAUCUCUGCCAGACUCCGUACAUUAGCUGCAUGGCACCAGAAGUCCUGGCCAACACUACAUGCCCAGCUGGUUAUCAGUGCGUGGAUAACACCACAGUCACCGAGCUGAUCUGGAGCUUUGCACAGUCCAUCUGUGUAGAUUGCAUCACUCCUCAACUCAAUUCUCUUGCCAUGGAGGUUGGCACAACACUGCGCUUCAGCGCCGACUUUUCAGCCGCUAUCAACAUCCCAUCAGGAAUAAUCCCAAUACAGCAGGUGCCCACUCUGUCCGAGUUCUACACGUGUAGCCUACAGAAUGUGCAGUACAAUGUCAACCUGACGGUGGACGGCAACCUGAUGGUCCCUAGCUCCGUGGUGCGGCCCGGCACGCUCUACUUCAUCAACCAGGACGUUACGCUGACGCAGCCGCAGUGCCCGCGCGGCCUGCGCGCCAUGGUGAACGUCAGCGAAGGCUGCUACACGCCCAACGAGCCCAGCGGCAGGAUCUGCGCCGGCCGGGGGCCCUGCGUCGCUACCGGCAACUCGGCGGAACCGUUCGCAUGCGAGUGUCCGGCCGGCUACUUUGGACCGAGGUGUGUGGAAAUUAACGAGUGUUUCAACCAGCCAUGUGUCAACGGCGGGACGUGUGUUGAUCGCAGCUGCGACUAUGAGUGUGUGUGCCAACAAGGUUACAGUGGACGUAACUGUGAGGUGAAUGCCACGGCGUGUCCUUGCCAAAGCGGCGGAGUUUGCAUGCUCAGCGCCAACUUCCAGUUCCUGGGUUGCAUCUGCCCGCCUGGCUAUUCGGGAACAUUGUGUGAAGAGCGGGUCACAUCCCUACCGCCACCACCACCUCCGCCAUCGUUCAUCCCGCCUCCACCAGUGCCUCUCUUCCCAGCCCUCAUCGCUAUUCCGCCGCCUCCCUUCCCUCCGCCACCGCCACCGCCUCCGGAUGUAUUCAACUCCACAACUCCACCACCACCCACCACUACACCACCGCCACCCACGACUACACCACCGAGCAUCGGUCCAACGACACUGCCGUUCCCAGGGUGUGCGGCUGUCAACCCGUGUCUGAACCAAGGCGAGUGUAUCGACUACCCGGACAACGCACAGGGAUUUAUCUGCCGCUGCUCACCUAUCUACUUUGGCGAACUGUGUGAAAACCUGUUGGAUACGCCACAGUUCAACAGGACGUCAAGUCUGGUGCUUGGAGGCUUCUUAGAGACCAGAACAAGCUUCGCUAUCGAAUUCUUGUUCAGAUCAAGAGAACUUGAUGGUCUUCUUUUCUACACUGGCCAGCCAAAUCUGGAUUCUUACGUCUAUGCUCAUCUGGAGAAUGGCUUGGUUGUGGUGCGUGUCAACCUGGGCAAUGGUGAAGCAGUGAUCCGACCUACCCAGCAUAUCUAUACACAGCCACUGUGGAAGCGCUUGUUUGUUACGGUGACAUUCAGCAUUGUGCUAGUCCAGUUUGGCGACGAACAGCUGCAGCCAGUCUUCGCGCCCGGCUCUGGACAGUUCCUGCAGACCGAUGGGCGCGUGUACAUUGGUAGUCUUGCCAACCAGACUGUCCCCAACUCGCAGUUCUAUGCCAGGACCGGCUACAGCGGGUGCAUAGCUAACAUAUCGAUUGACACACAGCCUGUGGACAUCCUGCCGUUGGUCAGUGCUGGCACAAACAUCUCGCCCUGUAUUGGCCUGCCCUGCCAGAACCUACCAUGUCAGAACAGUGCAACUUGUCAGCCCAUCGGACCAACCGAAGAGGAGUUCAACUGUACAUGUCUGCCCGGUUUCAUCGGUCGUAUCUGCGCUGACGACGUGGAUCCGUGCGCCCGGCGAACGUGCUUGAACAACGGCCGCUGCUUCAACAACGUCAUCAGUCCCAUCAACAUUCAGCCAUUCUGCCGUUGUGAACUGGGCUAUGCCGGACCAGAUUGUGGAAUGCGCAUACCGAUCGACGUCAAGGAGUUCUUCGGCGAUCGUUUCUACGGCAACUCGUUCAUCCAGUAUUCCUAUGUAUCGGCGAGGGUCCAGAGCCAGUUCAAGUUCGAGUUCAAUAUCCGUCCAACAACUGAGCUGGAAUCCGGGGUCAUUGCGUACUCAUCUGUCGGCGGACCUGUCAACGACCUGCUGGCCAUUUACAUGACGAACGGUAUACUGAACGUCGCCUUGGACUUUGGAAUCAACCUUGCCAUCGCUGAAGUUAGCAGCCGAGUGUUGCAGGCCAACCAGUGGUACUAUGUGGAAAUAAACCGUGAUGUGCGGGACUUCAGUGUGGAGGUAUCCUCACUUCCCUACGAGAACGACACUGUCAUUGUAAAUGCCGUAGCCAACGCGGGCACCAGUAGCUCACUGAAUCUCAACGACAUCCUGCUCAUUGGUGGCAUCUCUACUGAUAUUGCAACCGGCCCUUUGCCGCCGCGUGCCCUCGUGCCCCAGGAAUCCUUCACCGGUUGCCUGACUCGCCUGCGUCUCAACCAGAGAAUGCUGGUGCCGUUCCGCGGCCAGGCCAUUGGCCAGUGCGGCGUCGAGAGGCAGUGCGAGCUGAGACCGUGUGCCGACGGCGCAACAUGUAUCGAGGACGCUGGAAUGUUCACCUGCGUGUGUCCUCCGUCCAUGACCGGGCCGUUCUGUAACAUCACCAACGACGCCUGCCUGUCGGGACCGUGCACCCAGGGCGCAACGUGUGUGGCUGGAAUGAACGACACGUUUGAGUGUGAAUGCCCGCUGGGCUUCAUGGGCCUGACCUGCUCUAUACCUAUCACAUUGACCUACCCUGAGUUCGCUCGGAGUAAUUUCGGAUUCAAUUCUUAUCUGCGCUUGGACGUGCUGCCAGACCCAUUGCGUAACAUCUUUAGAAACGAUAUCAGAAUCGUGUUCCGUGCCACCGAGCCCGAUGGCGUGCUUCUCAUCCAGGAGAAUGAGCAGGACCCGCUUGGCGACUUUGUCUCACUCAGCCUUGUCAACUGGCAGGUCAACUUCAGAGUAGCACUCGGUGGUGGAUCAACGCUCAAUAUUUUGAGUACGAACCAAGUGCUGCCUGGUAACUGGACAACCGUUGUUGCCACGAGGAAUAUUCGUGAUGGCUCGAUCGAGUUCAAUGGCGUCACGACAUCUGGCACUACCCUUGGGAUCAGCGGGGCAGUAAACAGCUUGGUACCGGCCGUCUACAUCGGUGGACAUCCGACUAUUGUGGGGCGGCCGGCACGAGUUGGCUCAACCCGCGGUCUGGUUGGCUGUGUCCGUUUCCUCUUCUUUGAUCGAACGAGAUAUGAAUUGAGCUCGAUCAUCAACAGCACCGGUGCCAAUGUGCUGGAAUGCAAUGCAGAGUUCUGCGAUCCAGUGUGCCUCAACAACGGAACGUGUGUGGAUCUCGACGACGAUGGAACAUUCGAAUGCCAGUGCCUACCCAAUUUCUUUGGCACACAGUGCGAAACGUUCUCGCAGAAUCCUUGUCUGGAGACCACUGCCAACGCGAGCCGCCUGUUCUGCAACGUGCAAAGCCAAUGCUGUCUGGACCCAGUGUCCGUCAUGCCAUCCUGCGUGUGUCCACCAACUGCCAGCGGACCAUUCUGUGCCAUGGCGAAUCCCUUCACCAUACCUAGCUUCGGAGGCAACAGCUUCCUUGCUGUCCAAACACCAGGUGUUCCAGUGGAUCAGGAUAUCAUACAACUCAACUUCACCACCCGGGUGAAUAACUCUCUGGUGCUGCAUCGCUUAUUGGGUUUGGGAGGGGAUUUCCUGCUGCUCGGUAUCACUGAAGAAGGCCUCCUGGAAUUUGUAUGGGAACUUGGAGGUGGAGUUGGUACAGUCAUGUCUAGUGCUCCUGUCGUUGAUGGACGCUGGCAUUUCGUCUCCAUCAACAGAGUUGCGCAAACUACCACCCUGACUCUGGACAACUUACCACAGCAAGUGGGCAUGUCUCCAGGCGGACUGGGAGCACUGAAUCGAGAUGGUGACAUCCUUUACCUGGGUGGAAUCGACAACUCGCCGACGCAGUGUUUCCGCCGCGGCUACGACAGCUUGCCCGGCGGUCGGUCGUACCGCCAGGGCUUUGUGGGCUGCAUGCGCACUCUCUUCGUUACGGGCACCGUCAACUUUAACAUGUUCGAGAGCGGCGCCGACAUUACCCAGUGCAUGGUGCCGACGGGACUGUAGGCAUGUCAUCCCCAAGUGACAAUCUCACUCAGCUCACUCACUUACCAAUGUUUGAUUUGUCACGGUUUGCUCUGAUUACUAGCUUGAACCCAUAGAGUCUACAACAUGGGCAGUGAGCCUCGGUUUUCUUCUCUCAUCCAAUGCAAUACAAUUGUUGCCAAUGUCGCAAACUAACGUUACAUCAAUGACAACAUGACGCAAUGAAAAGCGUGCACCGCUUUUCAUCCUCUCUCUCUCUCUCUCUCUCUCUCUCUCUCUCUCUCUCUCUCUCUCUCUCUCUCUCUCUCUCUCUCUCUCUCUCUCUCUCUCUCUCUCUCUCUCUCUCUCUCUCUCUCUCUCUCUCUCUCUCUCUCUCUCUCUUUCUCAGCUAGCCUGCUGCACACCAUAGUUGCAUGUGGUCUGUACUGUACUAUGCACGUGAUCAGUUUCUCUUCUCGCUCUACUGACUAGGCACAUCUUCUCACAUACUGCACAGUGCACUACACAGCACCAUCCCACCGAAACUAGUAUCACUCACGGGAAUAUACCCUUCUCCAUGACUGCACAACAUUAAAAAAAUCACGGACUUUGAGCCAGUACCUUUA